CCCUCUCUCUCUCUCUCUCUCUCUCUCUCUAUAUCUUUCUAGCAAACCAUCCUUGUCUUGAAGAGAGGAAGGAAGAGAGAUAGUAGGAGGGAGCAUAGCGAGGAGAGAGAAAUGGCAAGCAUUGCUGGUACAUGUUCGUCUGGUUUGAUCUUCAAGACCAAAGAAUCGGGAAGUAAUGGAGCUUCUCUGUUUCAAUACAAUGGGCUCAGAGUAGUUGAGAAGAAGCAACUUGCUUCAGCUGGGCAUAAGCCAAAUGGGUUCAUUUCCAAUCCAGCUGCCAAAUGCAGAAGGAUCAGGGCCGUGGCUUCUCCAACUGUUUCAGCUCCCAAGAGAGAAAAGGACCUCAAAAAAAGGGUUGUCAUAACAGGAAUGGGGCUUGUUUCUGUUUUUGGCAGUGACAUUGAUACAUUCUAUGAUAAACUCCUCGAGGGACAGAGUGGAAUCUCCCUAAUAGACAGGUUUGAUGCUUCAACCUUCUCUGUUCAGUUUGGGGGUCAGAUUCGCGAUUUCUCCUCCAAAGGCUACAUUGAUGGGAAGAAUGAUCGCCGUCUAGAUGAUUGCUGGAGGUACUGUUUGGUUGCAGGGAAGAGGGCCCUUGAUGAUGCCAGCCUUGAGCAAGCAGUCCUAGAAACAAUGGACAGAACGAGAAUUGGAGUCCUAGUGGGGACAGGAAUGGGAGGCUUAACAGCUUUCAGCAAUGGAGUUGAAGCUCUUAUUCAAAAGGGGUACAAGAAGAUAACUCCUUUUUUCAUCCCUUAUUCAAUCACCAACAUGGGGUCGGCAUUGUUGGCUAUAGAUACUGGCUUAAUGGGGCCAAAUUAUUCCAUUUCAACGGCUUGCGCAACUGCAAAUUACUGCUUUUAUGCUGCUGCGAAUCACAUAAGGAGGGGUGAAGCAGAUAUCAUGGUAGCAGGUGGGACAGAGGCUGCCAUUAUGGCCACCGGAGUGGGUGGUUUCAUCGCUUGUCGGGCCUUGUCUCAGAGAAACAAUGAACCUCAGAAGGCUUCAAGACCAUGGGACAAAGACCGUGAUGGUUUUGUAAUGGGAGAGGGAUCUGGCGUGCUGAUUAUGGAAAGCUUGGAACAUGCUUUGAAAAGAGGAGCUAACAUAAUUGCAGAGUACUUGGGAGGUGCGGUAACAUGUGAUGCUCAUCACAUGACUGAUCCUCGGUCAGAUGGCCUCGGUGUUUCCUCUUGCAUAACCAAGAGUCUAGAAGAUGCUGGAGUUUCCCCUGAAGAGGUGAACUAUGUGAAUGCUCAUGCAACGUCAACCCUUGCUGGGGAUCUGGCAGAGGUUAAUGCCAUCAAGAAGGUCUUUAAGGAUACGUCUGAAAUGAAGAUGAAUGGGACCAAGUCAAUGAUUGGACAUGGCCUUGGAGCUGCUGGUGGAUUGGAAGCUAUUGCAACUAUAAAAGCAAUCAACACUGGCUGGGUGCAUCCAACAAUUAAUCAAUAUAACUUGGAGCCUGAUGUUACUAUCGACACUGUCCCAAAUUUGAAGAAACAGCAUGAAGUAAAUGUUGGUAUCUCUAACUCAUUUGGUUUUGGUGGGCACAAUUCUGUGGUUGUUUUUGCUCCCUUCAGGCCCUAAAUAAGGCUCAAGGACAAUUUCUGAACAUUUUUCUGUUUGAAUGAUUGAUUUUGCGAUAGUUGUUUGAAGCAGAGAUGAGAUAAAUUGAGUAUCAAAAUUAUGUAUGCUGUGAGGAAUUGUGGUAGAUUGUUGCACUUUUCACCAUUUUCAUACCAUCGUUUCAUUUGUCUAAUGAGGAUGAGAUUCUCGGUUUUUCAUGAAUAAAAUUGCCAUGGAACUUUAUCAACCCUGUUCUUGUCUCUUUGGGGCACU
Messenger RNA from Ilex paraguariensis (yerba mate), 1842 nucleotides. Lineage: Eukaryota; Viridiplantae; Streptophyta; Magnoliopsida; Aquifoliales; Aquifoliaceae. The record is from the annotation of a GenBank genome assembly.